Molecule: messenger RNA, 1087 nt
Organism: Geodia barretti
Lineage: Eukaryota; Metazoa; Porifera; Demospongiae; Tetractinellida; Geodiidae
Source: the annotation of a GenBank genome assembly
GAGGGGAGAAGAAGGAAAAGAGGCGCGGCUACAAGACAUGGGAAACAAGGGAAGCACGGACUCGGCGCCGUCGCUGACUCCCGUACAGCAGAGAGAGGUGAGAGCUGCCUGCGAUCUAGCUAGCUGCAUCCCCGCGCUUCUGCUCGUCGUUUUUAUUUUUUAUCAGGAGAACCUCUACGAGGAUUACGUCACUCCCGCUCUGUCGUCCGUCAGCGGUGGUCGGGCCCCUGGUCCUGCCGCCACUGGGGGUUCUGGGACCCCGCCCAUUUUGACACGUCCACACACGGAGCACCGAAGGCCACAACAGGGCCUCGAGAGACGUUCCAUGACAGUUGUUGGACGAGGAGGAGAUAUCCAGCGAAGGAGUGAUGCAGCACUUCGUCGACAGUCAACUAGCGAUUCGCUGCCUUUUGCUGAGCUUCCAGCAAAGCAAGACACACUUGAGGCACACAUUAUCGAGAGCUCGCCCCAGCAAGGAGUCAGGGACGUGGAACUUGCCACAAGCAUCGCUGUCACUUUUGACCGAAAUGUUUUGACCGUCAACGCCAGCAAACUUUUUGAGGUGAGAAGUGAAAUGGACGUGAAACCGGUGGAAGGUCACGUGACGUUCGACCCUCGUGCCCUGAGGGCGGAGUUCAGCCCCACCCACACGCUCCACCCCGGCACCACCUACACUGUGACACUCUACGGGAGAGCCAUCACUACACCGCAAUGCCCCUCUUCGGGCGCCGCCAUUUCCAACGCCCUUCUCUCCUUCCACACCUGCACCCCGCCACCGAAGAACAUUGGGAUCAAGUUGAAGGGGGAGAGAGAGACUGAGAAAUUGCAGAUUGCGGAUUUCUACGAUUUGUACAAUUCACUGGUGGUGUGGAGCACGAAACAGUGGGGCUGUUCCGGGGAGCAUAUUGUUGGGAUGUAUGUUGAAGCGGAGGACAGAGGGAAACUGCAGCCGCUAAAGGCCGAUCACGAUGUUUUGCGUCUCCGUGACGAUGACAUUGUUGUUGUUGACAUCAAAGACUAGCAACAUUUCAUUUUUUACAUGUAUAUAUAAAUGUACACACAAAGGAUUUUGAAAAUGAAACAAGAU